CGAUUUGAUUUUCGAAACUUCGCAUUUCAGGAAGAAAAAAAAUCAUCACAAACAUUUUUUUUUUUACAGAGAGAGAGAGAGAGAGAGAAGCCACGAUCCGCCAUAGCUGUAGAGAUCCCAACAGGCUUAGAAGAAUCCCUUAAUCAUGCCUUCGGGUGCUAAGAAGAGGAAAGCUGCCAGGAAAAAGAAGGAACAAGCUUCCAAUCAAAUCACCAUCUCCACCAAAUCAAACCAUGGAAACGAUGAUCCGAGAAGCCAAGAAGAGAGGGAGAGUGACAAUAGUGUUAAUUCCCCGGCAUCUCUUGACAAUGAGAAUAACCAUCAGUUCAAAACCAUGGAGGAAGAGGAACCUGUGAAAGAAGCUUCUGGAUUCAUUGAGGAAGACUCCAUCAAAAUCGAAAAGGAACUGAAACCUGAGAAGAACAUAGAGGUCAUUGAUUCAAUCCCUGAACAGGACAAGAGCUCUAGCAGCAGUAGCAGCAGCAGCAGCAGUUCGGAUGAUGAAUCUCAGGAAAUUGAGAAGAGAGAUGACAAGGAGGCAGGGGACAUGGCUGCUGAAGUAAUUACAAAUUCUUUGUCAAAACAAGCAAUUUCUUCUUCUGCUGCUGCAAAUGCUCGAUUGGAAUCAACUAUGAUCGAUGAGCCCAACUCUGAGGAACAGAUUCAAAUCGAGAAUAUAUCAGAGAAAGCUUCUGUAAUCUCAACAGUUGAUAAGGUUGUCUCAAUCUCAAAUGUGGAUGAAGAGGAAUCGUUACCUAACAUAUAUGAGAAUGCGGCCGAAGAUUUUUCUCCAUCUGGCGAGAAUGGAGAGGCUUCUUCAGGUGGAAUUGAUUCCGACCUGAAGGAAGACGAGGGCAAAAUGUUACUGAAGGUAUCUGAGGAACAGAUUCAGAUAGAGAAUAUAUCAGAGAAAGGUUCUGUAGCCUCAGCAGUUGAUAAGGUGGUCUCGAUCUCGAAUGUGGGUGUAGAGGAAUCGUUACCUAAUGUAAAUGAGAACACCGCCAAAGAUUUCUCUGCAUCUGACGAGAAUAGAGUGGCUUCUUCAGGUGGAAUUGAUUCUGACCUGAAAGAAUUACCUGUAUCCGAAAACAGUGGUGUUCCUGAAGGCAUCAAAGAAUCCGAGGUUCCCAUAUCUCAUGAGACAGAUGCUCCAGUGAGACCACCACUCGGUAUCGCCCGGAGAACAUCGUGGUUAAGUUGCUGUGGCUUGUUUGAUGUGAUAACAGGGUCCAGAAAUUAAAACUCGGAGCCAACCGUUUUCAGACAAUGGAAGGAAGCCGCUGUGGCAGUUAGAGGAUCUUCGGUUCCCCUCCUUGUUGGCGAAAAGUCCGAGACUUUACGAAGCAUUUUCAUGUGAGAAUUGCCAAAAAGGUAAUUUAGUAGCAGUAAAAAAAGGUACUGUGAUUAUUAGCAGUUGCAGCUUUUGUGUAUUUUGACUCUUUUGUCUUCAGUUACAGCUAUUUUACCUUUCUUACAUUUCUCUCUUCUUUGUUUUUUUUUCUGGUCGGUUAUGUUGUUGGAUGUGUGAAUUAAGGUUUUAAACCUUAUUUGGUGAACUUAUAAUACAUAAAACUUUCUCUC
Messenger RNA from Tarenaya hassleriana, 1581 nucleotides. RefSeq names its product suppressor protein SRP40. The record is from RefSeq and is a predicted model, not a curated record. The transcript has 4 exons. The coding region runs from base 146 to 1240 and encodes 364 amino acids. Lineage: Eukaryota; Viridiplantae; Streptophyta; Magnoliopsida; Brassicales; Cleomaceae.